Messenger RNA from Amborella trichopoda, 2918 nucleotides. RefSeq names its product V-type proton ATPase subunit a3. Lineage: Eukaryota; Viridiplantae; Streptophyta; Magnoliopsida; Amborellales; Amborellaceae. The record is from RefSeq and is a predicted model, not a curated record. Gene Ontology annotation, cellular component: vacuolar proton-transporting V-type ATPase, V0 domain; vacuolar proton-transporting V-type ATPase complex. Gene Ontology annotation, molecular function: ATPase binding; proton-transporting ATPase activity, rotational mechanism. Gene Ontology annotation, biological process: vacuolar acidification; proton transmembrane transport.
AGAGAGAGAGAGAGAGAGAGAGAGAGUGUGUUAUUUGAGGUUCUCUCUCCAAUUACUGGUCUGCCCUACUCUGCGUCUAAAAUCCAUUAAAUGAACAUCUUUCACAGGAGAGAGAAAGAAGAGAGAGUCGAUAGAUAGAGGAGGGUGAGAAAGUAGAGAGAGAGAGAGAGAGGGGAAGGGCGAGCAUGGCGACGAACGGGUGCUGCCCUCCUAUGGAUCUGUUCAGGUCAGAGCCCAUGCAACUGGUUCAGCUCAUUAUCCCCAUGGAGUCGGCCCAUCAAACCGUCUCAUACCUCGGUGAAACUGGCCUCUUUCAAUUCAAAGAUCUGAACGCAGAGAAGAGUCCUUUCCAGCGUACAUAUGCCAACCAGAUAAAACGGUGUGGUGAAAUGGCACGCAAAUUACGUUUUUUUAAAGAGCAAAUGAGUAAAGCUGGAAUAUCACCGUCAACAAGGUCUGCUUCAUCUCCUGAUAUUGACCUAGAUGAUUUGGAGAUAAAACUUGGAGAGCUUGAAGCUGAGCUUAUAGAAGUCAACUCAAACAAUGAAAAGCUGCAGCGUACAUAUAACGAGCUUAUGGAAUAUAAGCUUGUUCUUGAAAAGGCUGGUGAGUUCUUUUACUCCGCCCGAAGGGAUGCAACUGCUCAACAGAGGGAAAUCGAAGAAUCCCUGCAAGUUGGUGAAGGAUCUAUUGAUAGUCCUUUGUUACUUGAACAAGAAAUGCUGACGGAUCCUUCAAAACAAGUCAAACUGGGUUUUGUCAGUGGCCUUGUACCCAAAGCAAAAUCCAUGGCAUUUGAAAGGAUUCUGUUUCGUGCGACACGGGGUAACAUGUAUCUUAAACAAUCUGUGGUUGAAGGUCCUGUUACUGAUCCCGUAUCCGGGGAGAAGGUUGAGAAAAAUGUGUUUGUUGUUUUCUAUUCUGGGGAAAGAGCGAAGAUGAAAAUUCUAAAGAUAUGUGAAGCUUUUGGUGCAAACCGUUAUCCAUUCCCAGAGGACUUUGGUAAACAAAGGCAGAUGAUUGGGGAGGUUUCUGGAAAAACAAUGGACCUCAAAACUACCAUUGAUAUUGGGUUGCGGCACCGGAACAAUGUGUUGGAGAUCAUUAGCUAUCAAUUUGAGCAGUGGAACAUUUUGGUGAGAAAGGAGAAAGCUGUUUUUCACACGCUGAACAUGCUCAGCAUGGAUGUCACAAAGAAGUGUCUUGUUGCAGAGGGUUGGAGUCCUGUAUUUGCAAAGUCUCAAAUUCAAGGUACACUGCAGCGUGCAACCCGUGAUAGUAAUUCACAGGUUGGAGCUAUAUUCCAAGUAUUGCGUACAAAAGAAUCUCCGCCAACAUAUUUUAGAGCCAACAAAUUUACUUCUGCUUUUCAAGAAAUUGUUGAUGCUUAUGGUGUUGCUCGGUAUCAAGAAGCAAACCCUGGCGUGUACACAAUUGUUACUUUCCCUUUUCUCUUCGCAGUCAUGUUUGGGGACUGGGGUCAUGGUAUCUGCUUACUACUUGCAGCAUUAAUUCUCGUAUUCAAAGAAAAGAAACUUUCAAGUCAGAAACUCGGAGACAUAUUGGAAAUGACAUUUGGUGGGCGCUACGUCAUCCUGAUGAUGUCAUUGUUCUCUAUUUACACUGGGUUGAUUUACAAUGAGUUCUUCUCAGUCCCUUUCAGUCUCUUUGGACGGUCUGCAUAUGAAUGCCGGGAACCUUCGUGCAGUGAUGCUUAUACGGGAGGGUUAAUCAAAGUCCGUGAUGCUUAUCCAUUUGGGGUGGAUCCUACGUGGCAUGGCAGUCGAACUGAACUACCUUUUCUGAACUCCUUGAAGAUGAAGAUGUCAAUACUUCUUGGUGUGGCCCAAAUGAAUCUCGGGAUUGUGUUGAGUUACUUCAAUGCGAGAUUCUUUGGAAACUAUGUCAAUGUAUGGUACCAGUUUGUCCCACAGAUGAUAUUCUUGAACAGUCUAUUUGGUUAUCUCUCUGUAUUGGUCAUUGUGAAGUGGUGCACGGGUUCAACAGCUGAUCUUUAUCACAUAAUGAUAUACAUGUUUUUAAGCCCAACUGAUGAUCUUGGUGAAAACCAACUGUUCUUUGGCCAGAAAACUCUUCAGCUUGUGUUGCUAUUGCUGGCUCUAGUUUCUGUCCCAUGGAUGCUGUUCCCAAAGCCAUUUAUCCUGAAGAAGCAGUAUGAUGAUAGGCACCGAGGUCACUCGUAUGAUGUGAUUCCCACAACCGACCCUGAUUCCUUUGAAAUGGAGGCAGGUCAUGAUUCUCACGGUCAUGAGGAGUUCGAGUUUAGUGAAGUAUUUGUGCACCAACUAAUUCAUACCAUUGAGUUUGUUCUCGGGGCAGUCUCCAAUACUGCUUCAUAUCUUCGACUUUGGGCUCUCAGUCUCGCCCACUCAGAGCUUUCAUCUGUGUUCUAUGAAAAGGUUCUUAUUCUUGCUUGGGGGUACAACAACAUUUUCAUACUUAUCAUUGGAUUCAUUGUGUUUGCUUUUGCAACCAUUGGGGUGCUUCUUAUCAUGGAAACUCUCAGUGCAUUCCUACAUGCACUCCGGCUUCAUUGGGUGGAGUUUCAGAACAAAUUUUACGAAGGUGAUGGGUACAAAUUUUUGCCAUUUGCGUUCUCUUUGCUUGGUGAAGAAGACGAUUGAUGCCCUCUGUCCAUACCCUGUGAUGCUUUGAGGAUGGCUUUGUAUGUUGUUGUUGUUGGGUAUGUUUAUGAAGAGAUGAGGUGGUGAGCUAUUUAACUUGUUCAGCGUGCAACUUCACAUUUGCUCUCAUCUCUUCAUUUUUCCCAUUCUUGUGAUAAAAAUAACCUUGAGGAAUAAAUCAUGCAAUUCUGCGCCGUGUGACGUUAUUAGUUGAUUAUUUGCCGCUGUAAUAAUAGCAACCAUGGAAUUUCAAGGGAUCGUCAUGAUCUCCUA